AUGGGUCUCGUGCCCUCCCGUGAGUCUCUCUACGAGACUCCGGCCGCCGCCUCGCAACCGCGCGCACUGCCCUUCAUCAGCCGCGCAGCAGAAAACUACAUGUACAAGACGAACCGCACGGGUCGUGUAUUUGGCUCUGGCAUGGCGUUGGGCUCUGCCGGGGACGCGCGGAUGCCAACGGCGCUGCUGAAUGGUGUGCCAACCGCCGAACUGGCGCACAAGAUUAUUGAGGCUGAUCCGAACGCCGUAUUCAUCGAGGACCCUGCAGAGGCGACGGCGGCGGUGGCUGCGAGCCGCGGAAGCCGUCGAGGCUCUGCCAAAAGUACGGAAGCUCAGGGCCGAGGCCGUGACGCCGGCACCCUAGCGCUGGAGACCCCCGCAGCAGAGGCGCUCAGACAGGGAAGAGUGCCGUAUGUGUACUACUACGAACACCGCGUGCUCCCUCUCACCACGGAGUUCUUCCCCUCCCCGGACUGCGUGCUCUUCCGCCAGCUGUGGCAUGCACGAAAGCAGCAGAACCCGCGGUACCACUUCCAGCUCGAUCACACGUGGUCGCCUGGCGCCCUGACAGACCCGACGGCCGUGUAUGAGUCCUUCACGGAGCUGGCGACGCGCAACAUGGCUGACAUUCAAGCGGCCUGCUUGUCAGCGGGGCAGCCGGUAACAAAAGAGAACCUUGCACAGGCGCGAGGGCAGCUGCAGGCGGCCAUGCGUGCCUUGAGCGGCGGUGACGGCGAUAUGGGGCACUGCGCCGCUUCAUCCGCAGGAUCUCAGCGCACUCGAGUACCAUUCGCCACGCGCGAGGAGCUUUACAACCUUGUCGUCCUCACAACAAAGGAAUCGAUGAUAUACGACACUAAUCAGGAGCUGCGCGCCGCCGUCUGCGGCGUGGCAACGUCUGGUGAGGCGAUGCGUAAGCGCACCGGUAAUGUCGAUACGGCGCCUGCGGCAGGAGAAAGCGGUAAGGCUGAAAGGCAUCGUCAGCGCUUGCGUCCUGUGCCGUGCGCCAUUGUCCUCGUUCGACGCUGCAUGCCUGCGCACGAGUAUCGGUACAUAUACUUUGUCGCGAACAACGAGCGCCAUCACAAGACAAGUGCCGGCGCCGGUGGAGGUUCUAGUCGCCGUCGAGGCCCAGCCAAUGCCUGUGGAACAGGAGAAGCGCAUCAACCGCAGCAGAGGGAGUCGCACUCGACGUUGGUGUGUGGUGGUAGUGUGCUCGCAGCUGUGGAGGAGUCACAAUUAGUCGACCAAACCCCUCCGGGUAAGGCCGGCGAUGACGAGUUGACGGUGCCAUGGGUGCAGGUCAGCGCACCGCAAGCGCCGCUCGGCCUUGCCGAGCUGCGGGUGGUGGGCAUGUACGGCUGCUGGACUGUAGAGGAGAUUCUACGACACACCCUCUUUGCCCCGACCGUGCACACCUCCUCUGACCCUGAUGGGGCGGCAGGCACUGUCGCGAUGCAGAAUUCGCCAGCACGAGCGGCACAUGUGGAGAAAGUGCUGCGUCGCGCCGCACCGCACGGUGUUCCAUCGUCGACGCUGGUGAACACUGCCUUCUUUGAGAAGCAGGUGGGCGACAAGGAGCAGUGUCACACGUACUUCGCCUUGUGCCGCCUCUUUGCUCACGGGAUGCGAAGGUGCAUCUUGGGCGACACGCCAGACAAGGCGGCGGUGACGAGCACGGGAGACCACGCUGCGUGCGAACAGACCUCCGCGGAUGAUGAGGUGCCCGACGAGUCAUCACAGCAGACGGGCGAGACGUUGACGGAGCGUCAGCAAGCGGACCCGGCUUGGCGCGACUUCAUGGGCGCCCUCUCAGGAGGUGCGUCGGCGAUGUCGGCUUUUAGUGACCUCGCGAACUGCUUUCUUAUUCGCUUCUCGAACAUUCCGCAGCUGCAGCUGUGCCGGCAAAUCCGUCGUAUGCUGACGGAGCUGCAAGGCAUAUAUCCGGCGCCGCCGUCGUUGGAGGGCUUCCAGGCAGCGCAGCGCCAGCGGAACAUGGUGACCAUGUCAAGGAGGAGUGGCACUGGCAACGGCGCAGGCGCGGGCGCUGGGGCUGGGGCUGGGGGCGCUCAGGGCGGGGACCAACGUGUUCAUUGUAGCUCUCCGCUGAAGUGCCGCAACGACGAUGAGGUCACUACUGUGCCGCCGAGCCUGCAGGGAGAAAGUGAGGCCUCCCGGAUGGACAGCGCCGGCGCGUCACCAUCUGCCGUCGCGGAGACGGAUGUCAAGCAGGAACACGAAGGCGUCGCCAUCGCUAAGCGAUGUGGAAAGUCUGCAGUCCUGCCGCUGUCGCUCGACCCCGAGGCAAUCGCCGAGCGUCCGCAUCAGCUAUGUGAGAGGGAUCGACUAGAGCGGGACGGGUUCUGCUGUUACGCGUCGCACGGCUUGGUCGUGUUCCGACUCAGCCGGGUCGCAGUCGGCCGCGCGCUCAACCAGCUGAGCUUUGCACCCCUGCACGACUCUGUCGAGGCGCUCUGUGUUACGUUGACAGCUGCCGCACCACCUCCGCUGACUUACCGUGGCGAGCUGCGACCACCAGCGAGGCUGCGAACACACACGAUGGCAGCGGCAGCAGCAGAUGUGAGCGGCUCAGGCGAGGAUGUGGCGGACGGGGACGACAAGGUGAGAGGCGGUGCUGUGGCAGGCGCUGAGGCGCACACCCCAGAGGCCCUUGCGAACAUGUACAACAAUGCAGUGCGGUACUCCUCCUCCUGCGCGACCGGCUUCUCGAUGGAGCCGCUGUGGCCGAUAAAGCUGGACAGCGCUUCGUGGGCGACACACGCGACGGCGCUGGAGGACACGCCUGAUGAGCUGAUUGGUGUCCUUCCUCGUAACUCGAUCGAGCAACGUCGCGGGCGCCUGCUCCCGCUGCGUGGUAUUUUCAUGUCAGAGGUAGCGGUGGCAGCAGCCAGCGUUGCUUGCAACGGUGGGGCUGCGUAUCAAGGUUGCAGUUCCGGCACAUCUGCACCGUCACAGCCCCAUCAGCAGCGCCACAAUCAGUCUUCGUUGUCUUCGACACCCGCGUGCGCGCUGUUUCAGGUGGAUGUGUACACGGUCUCUGCUGAACUGGACGGUAUGCCGUUUCGCGAAUUGGUGGAGCUGAUGCACCAGGAGCAGCAGCAGCGCUGUCAGUCGACAGCCUACGGCGCCACGCUGGAGAGCACGCUGCGCUUGAUGAUUGAGUCGGUGGAUGCUCAAGGCAACGUUGAGCCGGACAGCGUGUUGAACUGGAGCCCGAUGGCGGCGCUCGGCUCGCUGCGGUGGAAGCGGGCCCUGGCGGCGGCGGGGUGCGGGUAUGCUGGACCCAGUGGGGAUCGCAGCGAUGCAGGUGCCGAGGUGACCGGCAUGCGAAGCAUGUCGACACUGUCGGCAAACGUGCCGGGAUCGCAAGGGGUUGUGUCCAUCUUUGUGCGUGAACCAGAGCGCAUUUUGCACACUGGCGACAGGAUUCGUUUCGCACCACACCGUGGUGGGUCGCCGAACUCUGGCGAGCGCAACUCUCCCAUGGACGCUCCAGGCAGCGGCACCCCCCACACCCGGUCACGCGGCGGAGGCAACGCGACCUCUGGAACUUCACAGUACGGCUACUGGUAUGUGGACGACAAUUUGACGACGGAGGACAUGAUAUUGUCAUGGAUGCGACGUGUCGGUGGCCGCGCUCGCGAGACCUGCGGCACAGAUACUAAGUGGGUGCGCUUCCCCGAGCCUGUGCUGCAGGUCCUGCUGCGCUUCGCGCACACGUGCCGUCAGCAGCCGGGCGGUGGAUGGCUCAUCACGGGGCACGCACUACCUCCUCUGCACCCAGCCGACGAGGAGCUGGUGGAGCCGGACCUUCUGCAGAACUACCCGGACAUUUUGCGCACGCGCCGCUUCCGGCAGUGGCGCUUUUCACACGACGGCUACGUAUACUUUCAUGGCGUCACGGUGCGCAUCCCGGGUUCCUCCCCGCUGCCGUCGCACCCGCCACCCGCGGCAGCCAUGACGGCCUCAGCGUAUCACGCAGCGAUCCACAACCGCGCCGAGAUGACCUUUGGCAUGUGUGGCAGGCGCAGUCCAGGCGCGGCUGUCGUGUCGAGUGCCCGUGCCGUUUUCGAGCCUCCGCAGCAGCAGUCGGUGGUGCCGCAGCACAGCUCUGUGAUGCAGUACGGUGAGGAGUUACCGCUGUCGGACGUUAUGCCACAUAGUGGUAGCGGUGAAGGCGGAGGUGGCCAGUACGGUGCCGGCGCUGCCACUGGUGGACCCGCAUACUAUGCCAAUCAAGCGAUGCAUCCCCUCAUGGGCGGCAGUGGUAGGGUGCUUGGGAAGCAUUAUGACCCCUCGAUGGCGUCUCAGCAGCUGGACCCGCACCUUUCAGCGCUGCCUCAGCAGCAGCAGUUCUCGCAGCACGUGCCACAGCAGUAUCCACCGCAGCACCGUUCACAGAAAAAGCAGCACGUCGCCGGCGCUUCUCUUCACCACACAGUGCAGCAGCAACAGACGAUGCCGCAGCCACCGCAGCAGCAGCAGCAGCAGCACAGAGGGCCAGGGUAUGGCCCUGCCGGCCUCUACGGUGACUGCGCUGGGCCGGAGGCACAUUAUGCAUCCACUGACCACUUUUCUAUGGUAGGUGGCAGUGAGCAGGAGACGAUGCCAUCUGGCUACUACGGUGAUUCUUCGUCCAGCGCGGUCGAAGGGGCGGGCAGGGUGAGGCCUGCGACGCCAAAUACAGUGAAUGGGCUCUACUUCAACGACGCUGAUCCUCUGCAGAGCAACGCCGCUGCCACCAGCAGCAGCAGCAGCCACCGACAGCCGGAAUGCCAGCCCAGAGGCUACCAUGGCCACCAUGCGGAUGGAGUGAGUUUCAGCGAAGGAAUGCCCAGCGGCGGCGCAGGGUUCUUCAUCGAUUACCCGGACGGCACGUUUUACCACUCCUGGGACAGAGCGCACUCUGCCUCCACAAUAGUGGUACCGGCACAGGUGACGAGUAGCUUCUACGGGGGUAUCUACAACCCAUCUGUAGAGCAGCUGCCCCACACGCCGCAGCAACAGCAGCAGCAGCGUUACAGGUCUCAGGCGCAUUCGCCAUUCAAUGGUUGCGAACCAGCCAGCGGUCACGCGAGUGGGCCGCGGCACAUGGACAAUACGCUUCUGUCGUACGGACUACCGCCAAACGUUUCUGGCAUCGUGCCCCCUGGCGAAGAGGUACCGAAUCCGUCGAUGGCAGUUGGCGGGUGCGGGCGAGACCAGGAGGAAGCCACCAGUUCGUCCUCAGAGCCAUCUAUGAUUCAUGUGGCGAGCGGCAACCAACAGCACCAGCAACACCCCCGGCACCAGUCUCACUCAUCGAUGCUUCCACCGCCGUCUGCGCCAGCUCCUCCUCCUCCUCCGCAGCAGCAGGAGCAGGUGAAUCUCUCCUUACAUGGAGAAGGCGACCGGGCGGGCCACGCGUCCGAGCGGCGCACAACAGACGACUAUCCACCUCGCCGGAGCUCCACCAUAAUUCUCGCAACCACAGCCAUGACUGUAUCGGCAGUAAAGCCGACGUCUCAGAAGUUGAUCAUCCAGACGCUGCGCGGUACUCGCCCGACUGUGGGUCAUCGUGCUCCGCCAGUAGCGUCUUUUGCUCCUGACGUUGUCGACACGUCGCCUCUCAGCUCCGGCGGCGGCAACACGCGUCCGGUGAUGACGCCUAAAGACUGCACCGCCGAAAGGCUCCAUAGUGGAGCCGAUACGGUGUGCGAUGGCAGCAUGCCCAGCCGGCCGGCUCGAGCGCGUGCGGUGCCGGUCUGUGAUCCUGAUUUGCCAUCCGCCACGCAGCAGAUGCGUAUCGGCACACAGCACGUUUACCAGCAACCUCCGCAACAACAACAGCAGCCGGCACAACAGGCUCAGGCACCUCCUCCGUGUUCGCCUCAGCUGGCAUCCGGCCCUGGCUCGUUCCGCGACACCAUCACCGCGGAUGUGAUUGAGGCGGACAGCAUCACUGUGCGUGUCAUACAGCGCAAGUCGUCGAUGGCUCGCCAGUCGUCGCACAACGGGGCUACCGGCGGAGCAGCGGCGUCCGGCUAUAGGACCGGGAGCGGUGCCUUCGGAAACUUAUCCAACGCUGCUGGUGACGGUGGCGCCCCAGACGCCUUCUCGGCGUCGCCGAUAGGCUACGGUGCUAUGGGCGUGUCACCUUCUGGUGGUCUUGAAAGCAUGCGAGACGAAGCGAACUCUAUCCACCGCCAGACCGGCGGCGUCUCCGCCAACGACAGCCGAGCUGCCCCGGAUCUCCGGUCCUAUAGGCUGUCUCAGAUGCGAACCUCGACCACAGGCCAGCACGUGGCUUCUGGACGUAGCACCGCUGCUGUCUUUGAAGCUCCUCGGCUUCAGCACCAGACCAGCAUGAUGGGCUCUUCAUCACCGACGCGGCGGACGAGUCAGCGCAUGUCACACAAUCCGUACACAACUGCUGGCUCCCUGUAUGUCACACCGCUAUCGGCCGCUGCGGGGUUGUCGAUUCACUCGCAGGGUGGUGCUGGCGGGUGUAGGGCUGGCAGCAACGGGCCCCAAGACUCCUUUACGGACGCACUCGACAACCGCUAUGGCAGCGUCAGCGACUUCAACGGUAGCGUUGCUGCCUUUCCACUGAGCCUUGCACACAACGCCAACGGUAUGCCACAUGGUACGUGCUACUCGCGGUGUGCAGGCGACCCGACAGGGUUCAGGGGCAGUCCUGCAACCUCUCAGCGACCAAGUCUCUACCCGUCGCAACGCGCUGCAUGCGAUGUGGACGACUCGGCCCGCGCGGAGCAACAGCGGGAAGGGCGACAUGAGUCUUUCGCGUCCUUCUAUGACGGUGCCGAGGAUGCACCGACGUCGACACGUUACUCCGACAGUUACCAAAAUGCCGCCGCGGACGGCACGACGCAGGGCUUCUUCUUCUCCAUGGGCGACUACGAGGAAACUGGCCACUCAGCAGAGGAGCUGUACGGCGGUGGCCCCGGCUAUCCGUGUCAAAGCGCAGAGAGCCGUGUGCUGCAAUUGGAAGGGAGAACGGUUACGGGUGCCGGGCGUGGCGGCAGUGCCUACGGGGGCGUGCCACUACGUACUCGCAGCAUGCACCACCACCACCAACUGCAGCAGCGCCACGUGGGUGGUGGUAGUGCGUGUAAUGGUGACGCGUACGAGAGCAGUACUCCAUCGAGUGUGCUUCCGCAUUCUUCACAGACUCAGCACCAGCACGCUUACAGUCCAACGUCGCCAGCUUUUCAACGGCAUUAA
Molecule: messenger RNA, 7245 nt
Organism: Leishmania mexicana MHOM/GT/2001/U1103
Lineage: Eukaryota; Euglenozoa; Kinetoplastea; Trypanosomatida; Trypanosomatidae
Exons: 1
Coding region: 1-7245 (2414 amino acids)
Source: RefSeq, a predicted model, not a curated record